Messenger RNA from Spinacia oleracea (spinach), 1578 nucleotides. Its product is annotated as pentatricopeptide repeat-containing protein At2g33760-like. Gene Ontology annotation, biological process: RNA modification. The record is from RefSeq and is a predicted model, not a curated record. Gene Ontology annotation, molecular function: RNA binding; protein binding. Lineage: Eukaryota; Viridiplantae; Streptophyta; Magnoliopsida; Caryophyllales; Amaranthaceae. The coding region runs from base 1 to 1578 and encodes 525 amino acids. The transcript has a single exon.
AUGAAUGGAUUAGUUAGAAAAUGGGAAUUCCUGUUUAAUAACACUGCAAAAUACAAAAGCUUCAGUAGUUGGAGGAACAGCCAUGUCCACAUCAAAGACUCUCACGAUUACAUCUACCUGCUUAAGAGAUGCUGCAGUAGGAAAACCCUGAAACAAAUUCAUGCCCAGAUAAUAGUUGCAGAUUAUGUGCAAAACCCAUUUGUUGCUUCAAAGGUUUUAGGGAAAUACAUCGAGUAUGCGGCUAAGGGUAUGGAGGAUGCAAGGAAGGUGUUCGAUCAAUUGCCUGAGAGAGAUGUUUUCUUAUGGAAUAUCAUAUUACAGGGUUAUUCAAAACAUGGGCCCUUUGCGGAUGCCUGGAGUUACUAUGUUGAAAUGCUGGUGGCCGGUGCUGCUGCGGAUCAAUACACAUUUCCAUUUAUGUUGAAGGCCUGUGGCGGGGCAAAAGAGAUUAAAAUGGGUCAGGUGAUUCAUGGUCAAAUAGUGAAAUCUGGGUUUGCUUUGGAUGUUUUUGUUGGUAAUGCUCUUGUGGCAUUUUACGGGAAGUGUGAAGAAGUUAGUUCAUCUAGGGAGAUGUUUGAUGAAAUGUCACAAAGAGAUAUUGUUAGUUGGAAUUCGAUGAUUUCUGCUUAUGUUGUUAAUGGUCGGCACAAUGAGGGUCUUGAACUGUUUCAUGUAAUGCUGAAUGAUGAAACAAUUUCGCCUGAUCAAGCUACAUUGGUAGCUAUUCUUCCUGCUUGUGGUCAACAAUCAGCACUCAAAGAGGGACUUUGGAUUCAUUCAUACAUUGUGAAAUCUUGCAUGGAACUUGAUGCUGCGUUUGGUAGUGGUCUUAUAUCAUUCUAUGCUAAUAUUGGGCGAUUAAGGCCUGCAAAGUUGAUAUUUGAUCGAGUUAAUGAUAAAAACAUUGUGGUUUGGAACGCGAUGAUUAGGGCUUACGGAACACAUGGACAUGCUGAUGAGGCAAUAAAGUUAUUCUCCCAACUUGUAGAUGCUGGAUUACGCCCAGAUGGUCUGAUAUUUUUGUGUUUAUUGUCAGCCUGUAGUCAUGCAAGGAUGAUUUCCGAAGGCUUGGAAUUAUUUGAGAAGAUGGAAGAGUAUAGAGUUGAGAAAAGAGCUGAGCAUUAUGCUUGUGUCAUCGAUUUAUACAGCAGGGCAGGACUAAUAGAUGAAGCAAUGAAAUUCAUAAACAAAAUGCCUAUUGAUGCAGGAAAGGAUGCCUAUGGUGCCUUGCUUGGUGCUUGUAGGAUACAUAAUAACAUUCAAGUAGCUGAACAAGUAGCCAAAAGGCUGUUUGAUUUAGACCCAGAAAAUGCAGGUCGUUAUCUGAUUUUGAUAAAGAUGUAUGAGGAUACAGGUCGGCAUCAGGAUGCUGCUAAAUUGAGAACACAAUUGAAAGACAGGAAAAUUCGAAGGCCAGUUGGAUCUAGUGCAAUUGAAGUGGAUUAUACUUUUCAUACAUUCGGAGCAGAAGAUGAAACUCAUCCAUUUAAGGACCAAAUCUUUGACACAUUACAUAAAUUAGAGAUAGUCAUGAUAGAUGAAACAACUGUAGUUGAUCAAUGUGUAAUGAACUCUUAA